AUGUAGAUUCUAAAUGAAGCGCUAGCUCCUAGAAAUUCUUUAGCUUAAACAUAUUUUAGCUAAUUCUAUCCAGAUUUUAUUAGAGAUUUUACUUUUUCAAGAAGAUUUGUUAAUCAUGUUUCUAUCAUUUAAUAGGAACUUUUUGUAAAGCCAGUAGUAGCCAUAACUUUUACUUAAGGUCUAUAAAAAUAUCUACCAUUUUUUAGUUCUUAAAAUAUUCAGGAUAAAGUUCUUAUUGUUGGACCUAGCUUUAUAGAAGAAUUUAAAGUUUAAAGUAACUAGAGAGUUGGAUUUGUGAUCCCUUUGAUAAAAUAAUUUAGCCCUUAACAGAAAACUGAAGCCAAUUCUGAGGAAUCUAAAUACUAAUUGAUAUACAUAGGACCCAAAAAUAUCAUGAGUAAUGAGACUCUUCAAACAAUUGUUAAUUUUGGAAUCGAAAGCGAUUAUAAGCUAAAGUAUUUCAUUUCAAACAUAAAUUUUUAUUCAUCUGAACUUAUCAAGUCAAUACUAUAAACUGAAAGUCUUUUGAGUGAAGAUCAGUUAGUAGAUUUCUAAUUUUAGAAUAUUAUUGGAGUUGCAGAAAAGUCAAAUAUAUUGCUAGCUAUUCAAAAUAGAUUGCCAAUGAUUGGAGUAAUCAUUGAUGCAACCUAAAGAACUCACUGCCAAAUAAUUCAAAACGAAUUACACCUAGGUAUUUGUAUUAGUAUAAACUCAAAAGAUGAUCUCUAUUACGCUUUCUAAUAUUUGGAAAAUCAUAAAUAAAGUAUUGUCCUUAAACAGGACAUGAAUUACAUAUAGAUGAUAUCAUCUAGGAAAAAUCAAGCAUCUCUUUAGUAUCAUAUUGACCAAGUUAUUUUUGAUCAUCUUAAUGAUAGGUAAAAUGAUGUAGAUGGAUUUUUUAAGGCACAUGACUAUGACCUACUUUUGAUACUUUCUAUAGGAGGAACAAUAGGUUUCAUAAUCUCUUAUAUAAUAAUAUGCGAUCUAAUAUACGUCUGCUUCUGCAAUAAAAAUGAAAAUUAUAGGCGAAACAGAGGAUCCGCAACUAAGACUAAGAAAGACUGA
This is a messenger RNA of Stylonychia lemnae, 1065 nucleotides long. Lineage: Eukaryota; Ciliophora; Spirotrichea; Sporadotrichida; Oxytrichidae. The record is from the annotation of a GenBank genome assembly.